Blepharisma stoltei is the source of this 609-nucleotide messenger RNA. The record is from the annotation of a GenBank genome assembly. Lineage: Eukaryota; Ciliophora; Heterotrichea; Heterotrichida; Blepharismidae.
AUGAACAUUGUGUCUGAAGUAGAAGUGCAAACCUCUUUUACCCCGAGACAUUAUUCCAAGCAUCACUCUUGCACUCCGUCAUCUAAGAACUCCAAAAACGUUGCAACCGAUUUCAAUUCUUCUACUUAUUAUAUCUCAGGCAUAAUUAGAUCGCCAUCAGUAGGAAACUUUUUCACAAAAAAGCCAGGCUAUACUAGAUCCCAAUCAAUUUUAAGAGAUAUAAGAGCUAAGGAAAGAUCUUUUGUAGACUCAUUCAGUCAAAGAAAAAAUAUAUUAUGCAGAAUGCUGAAAAUUAGAGAUAAAUCGCUGAAAGUUGAAAAUGAAAGGAAAAAAAUAAUUGAUAGAAUUGAGCAUUAUAAGCUUAACAGAAUUAGCUCCAAAUCAAAAACCCCAGAAAAGAGAAAUUUUAGGGCUGAUGAUAAUUAUCUUAAGCAAGAAAUUGUUUAUAGCUCCCAUAAAGAAAAUCAAAAUAAAAGAUCGCAUCGAUGCUCCUUGCAUAGAGUUGUGAUUGAUCCGAAGCUGAUUCCUCAAGAAAGCAGCUUAACCGACAUUCAAGGCAUUUUGCAAAUGCUUGAGUGCAAAAAUCCAAAGUUGUUAAGAUGGCUUUAA